Messenger RNA from Zonotrichia albicollis (white-throated sparrow), 1468 nucleotides. Lineage: Eukaryota; Metazoa; Chordata; Aves; Passeriformes; Passerellidae. The record is from RefSeq and is a predicted model, not a curated record.
AUGCAUGUCCUUCCCUCCCCAGAGGAAUUCCUCUCCAGCUUGGAUCACUAUGAGAUCGCCUUCCCCAUCCAAGUGGACCAGAACGGCGAUUUCCUCACCUUCGACAUGCGCCGCCAGCUGAAGCCGCGGCCGCGGCGCUCGCUGCCCUACGAGCCCUCGGAGCAGCAGGUCUUCUACAAAGUCUCUGCCCACCACACCCAGUUCCUGCUCAACCUCACCCUCCACUCCAACCUGCUGGCCGAGCACUUCACCGUGGAGUACUGGAAGCGGGAUGGCAUGGACUGGCAGCACGACUUCCACGAGGACUGCCACUACGCCGGGCACCUGCAGGACCAGUACCUCAGCUCCAAGGUGGCCAUCAGCAACUGCAACGGGCUGCACGGGGUGAUCGUGGCAGAUGAGGAGGAAUAUUUCAUCGAGCCCCUGAGCCCUGGAGCCAACGUCAGCAUGGGGGGAGAGGGCAAGGGCAGCCCCCACGUGGUGUACAAGCGCUCGUCCCUGCAGUACCCUCACAUGGAUGCAGCCUGUGGAGUGAUGGGUCAGGUUGCCAAACUUUUCCAGGACUCGAGUCUGGGCAAUAUUGUCAAUAUCCUGGUCACCAGGCUGAUCCUGCUCACCGAGGAUCAGGUACGACAUUUGCAUCUACAAGAACAAGCCCUGUGGCACCCUGGGCCCACCAUCGGAGGGAAGUACUGCCUGGGAGAGAGGAAACGCUACCGCUCCUGCAACACUGACGACUGCCCGCCGGGCUCGCAGGAUUUCCGAGAGCUGCAGUGCGCCGAGUUCGACAGCGUGCCCUUCCGAGGGAAGUACUACACCUGGAAAACAUACCGGGGAGGGGGUGUCAAGGCGUGCUCCCUCAACUGCCUGGCCGAGGGCUUCAACUUCUACACGGAGAGAGCGGCGGCCGUGGUGGAUGGAACGCCCUGCAGGCAGGACUCCAACGACAUCUGCGUCAACGGGGAGUGCAAGCACGUGGGCUGUGACCGGGUGCUGGGCUCCGACUCCAAGGAGGACAAGUGCCGGGUGUGUGGAGGAGAUGGCAGCUCCUGCGAGACCAUCGAGGGCGUCUUCAACCACUCCCUGCCCGAGGGAGGUUAUGAGGAGGUGAUCCAGAUCCCCAAGGGUUCUGUGCACAUCGACAUCCGGGAGCUGAACCUCUCCAUCAACUACCUGGCGCUGCGAGGGGACAGUGGGGAAUAUUUCAUCAACGGGAAGCUCUCCAUCGAUCCCCCCCGGCGCUUCGACAUCGCCGGCACCACCUUCCACUACAGGAGGUCUCCUGAGGAGCCCGAGUCACUGGAGGCCUUGGGACCCACCAACAUCACCCUCUUUGUCAUGGUGCUGGUGAGGACAGAGCUGCAGGGCAUCCGCUACAAGUUCAACGCUCCCGUGGGCAGGGAUGGCUCCAGCCUCUACUCCUGGCACUACACCCCAUGGACCAAGUGCUCCGUGCUGUGUGCAGGGG